CGGAGCCACAGCUGCAGAUGUUGACUGCUGCUGUUGGACGAGCUUAAGUUGCACAAACCUAAAGUAGCGUUCAUGUGUCACUGCCUGCUCCACUGGAGGAAAAAAGACGACACAACACAGAUCAUCCCAGUGGAGAAGCACUCCUCGAUUCAACCAAUGACUGUUUGAGGAAAAGUAUUCGCCCUCCAGUGACACUCCCACCUCCCUUUCGCUGCCUGGUCCACACCCCUCUCUUCAUCUAUGCCAGUCCAGUUCCGUCCUUUUUAACCUACUCUCUCUUUCUGGUGCGGACAAUACUCACCCCUCCCUCAUAACAUCCCUGGAAGCUGCUCUGAAGGAUUUUUAGCCUUCAGCCUAAAGUCAGAAUGGUUGCAGAGGCGGACUCCGUGUCUCAGGGCAGUGGUGUGCGGCUGAAGCAGGAGAUCUCCCUCCUGCACGGUGUCUGUCUCAUCGUGGGAAAUAUGAUUGGCUCUGGCAUCUUUGUUUCACCAAAGGGCGUUCUCAAGUACACUGGUUCAUUUGGCCUGUCCCUCAUAGUCUGGGCCAUUGGUGGGAUAUUUUCUGUGAUUGGGGCAUUGUGCUACGCUGAACUGGGCACCACCAUCCGUAAAUCUGGAGCCUCCUACGCCUAUAUCCUGGAAGCCUUUGGAGGUUUUUUGGCUUUUAUUCGACUGUGGACAUCAUUGCUGAUUGUGGAGCCGGCUUGUCAGGCAGUGAUAGCCUUGACCUUCUCCAGCUAUCUGGUUCAGCCCUUCUACCCAACCUGUUUAGCCCCCUACAAUGCCGUCCGCCUCAUCGCUGCUGCCAUCAUAUGUUUGCUGACUUGUGUGAAUUGUAUGAAAGUGAAAUGGGGGGCUAUUCUUCAGGUCAUCUCCACUGUAGCCAAGGUUCUAGCCCUCAUCGUUAUCAUCAUUACCGGCAUGGUGAAGCUUGCACAAGGUUUUGAUCAAAACUUUGAGGACUCAUUCAGAGGCUCCAAAGUGAACCCUGGUGACAUGGCUUUGGCCCUCUAUUCAGCACUCUACUCCUACUCUGGCUGGGACACACUCAACUUCAUCACAGAGGAGAUCAAGGACCCUGAGAGGAAUCUGCCCUUGUCCAUCGCCAUUUCCAUGCCUAUUGUCACAGUGAUCUACAUCUUGACCAACAUAGCUUACUACGUCGUCAUGGAUGCAGACAAAGUGCUCAGCAGUGAAGCUGUCGCUGUGACCUUUGCUGAUGAGGUGCUGGGCUGGGCUCGCUGGCUGAUCCCUCUGGCUGUGGCCAUUUCCUGCUACGGAGGCCUCAACUCCUCCAUCAUCGCUGCCUCCAGGUUGUUUUUUGUUGGUUCCAGAGAACGCCACCUGCCUAAUGUCCUGUGCAUGAUCCACAUUCAGCGUUUUACUCCAAUUCCAGCUCUGCUUUUUAAUGGUGCCAUGUCGCUGCUCUACCUGACCGUGCCCGACGUCUUCCAGUUGAUCAACUACUUCAGUUUUAACUACUGGUUGUUCAUCGGCCUGUCAAUCGCAGCCCAGAUCUACCUUCGAUUCAAAGCUCCAGACUUGCACCGACCUAUUAAGCUGUCUUUGUUCUUCCCAAUCGUCUUUUGCUUGUGCAGCGUAUUCCUGGUGGUGGUGCCCCUCUACAGCGACACCAUCAACUCUCUGGUGGGAAUAGCUGUGGCGCUGUCUGGUGUACCAGUCUACUUCAUUUGCAUCCACCUGCCACCCACUUCCAGACCAGCUUUCUUUGGCAGAGUAAUUGAUAAGAUCUCUCUAUACACCCAGAAAAUUUGCAUGUGUUGUGUGGCCUCACCUGAUAUCGAUCUGGACAACAUCGACCCUGAAAAGAUGGAGUGACCAAGCAACAAAGGACUCUAUGAAGUACUGUAUGGAGGGAUGUAUGAGAAAGAAUGAACAGAUGAAUUGAGCUGUGAGCUGCAGACAAUCAAGAGUUGGAUAAAUGAGGCUUGAUUUAUUCAAAGAAAAAAGAAAAUUGAGAGAUGAGCUCAACGCCCCUCUCCUCCUCCUCCGCCUCCUCCUCUCAUACAUGAGCCAUAUGAAUAAAGGAGCAGGAUUUUACUUAGAUUUUGUACACAAUAAUCUGUCCAACAGACAACACUCUACAGAUAAUCUUGGUGGACCUACUGCACAUUCACAUUUUGAACACAGUACAGUAUUGGUAGUGUGAUUUCCUUCCACACAUGCUCACACAUUGCAUCUCACACACACACACACACACACACACACACACACACACGCACAUAAGCUGACCGAAAGCCUUAGAGGUGACACUACAACAUGUGGAAGCUAACAACCUGGUCCAGAAGGAGUUGACUCAGUAGAGAUCUCUGAAGUGUUUUCAUCACUUAGAGAGAAGUGAUUAACUGUUAAAAUAUGUUCUUUACAUAUAACAAACAUAAAUAUGUUGCAUCAUGUCUCUUAUGUUAAACGUACGAGUUACUGUAGCUCAUGUGAAUGUGUACAGAAUGGGCACAGAUGUGCAAAAACCAGUGGUACCCGACCUUUUUAGAUUGUGACCGUUUAAAGUGAAGCGAAGUCAGAGAAAUGCUAAUUUGUCUUUCUUAUAUAUAUCAUUGAUAUUUUUAAUAAUAACGGUGUAUAAAAUGACAACAGGUAAUAUGAGAGGCGUCAUUCAUUGAGUGAUGAACCUACAGAAAGUUAUCAGUGACUCUGCAGCUUUAUAGCAAGUUUCAGCUCACUGUUUAGCUGUGCAGCUGAAACUUUACUGUUUUGGUUCAUAUUCUGUGUACUCAAAGCUGAUUUCAUAAAACAGUCUCCAAAACCCAAAUGUGCGCUUCCUGCUCAGCACCAAACGGACACAGAACAGACAAUUAGCAACUAGGUGGUGAACAUAUUAGAACAUUUAGCAGCUAAUGAGCCAGAUAUCUCCAAAAACUGCUAAAGUAGAGUAAAUAUGGUACUCACAUUCAGGUGGACACAAACACGACUCCAAAUGAAUAACAAUGCUGCUCCGUAACCGCUGAAUGUGUAAAUAGGCAAAUAUUUCUUCGUAAAUUGACGAAGUUGGCAAACUUAAAAGGUGACGAUUGUGUUCACAACUUGUGUCUGCUGCCCCCAAGUGGCCAAUCAGUUGAUACACGUUUAAAAUUAUAUGAAAUUAAUCCAAAAAUUCUUUGCGUUUUCCUCCUUUUCAGCUCUGUUUACUCGUGACCCCCUCAGAUUUAACUUUGGUCCUAUUAGGGGCCUCUCAACCCCCAGAUUGGGAACCACUGGUUUAAACAAAGGCUGAAAGGCGCAGACCUCAAGAUUUCUCACUACCUUUUUGUGUAAAGGUUUUGAGGAGUCAGACAGUGUAUGGUACUCAUUAGUGUACUACAGGUAGUUUUUUUUAAGAGUUAAGACAUGUGAGUGUCUGACAAUGUCCAACGUCUUGGACUUGUUGACAAAACCUCCACAGACAGCAACAGUUUUGCACAUCUGGCAUCUUCUGUUUCAUUGUACAACAACCUCUUUGGUUACGGAAAGCUUUAUUGUUGCCAAACUUUUUAAACUCUGAAGGACCAAAAGGACACACGGAGGGUUUUUUGUAAUGACGAUCUUGAGAGAUUAUUAACAAAAGUGCAAAGUAAGAAACGUUAAUCUGAGGUUAUUGUGAUGUGUCAUUUGAGGGUGAAUAUUCCUCGCCAUGUGUUUCCUGCUUUUGUUCCAUCCACAUUAUGCAAAGUGCCACUUUUUUUUUGUCUUUGAGCCUUUUGAUUGCAUUUUCAGGGCUUUUUUUGUUGGAUUUCUGGUGCCUCCUGGUGGUAGCUAGUAUUUACAUCCACAGACAAUCUAUACAUUUUCACCCCAUGUGAAGUUCAAGACUCUUUUUUUCAUCUUGUAUGUUUUUUAAAAAUGUUGUUAGUGUCAUCUUCUCACCUCGUUUUCUCAUUUCAGCAAUUUACACACACACUGGUGAGAGGGAUGUUACUCAAGUCUUACAGAUAUAAAAAAAACAAAAAACAGUUUUUAAAAGUUUAAACACCUAUGUGCUGUUGUGAUUGUUCCUAGAUUCAGCAAAUGUAACUUAUCCCCUCCUCUGGGUUUUGUUUUCCUCCAGAAUGGGGUCCAAGUAGAAGCAAACCUCAAGAUCAACCAUGCUGAUGUUCAAACGUUGCUGAUAUUUAUUAUCUUAUCUCUUGUCUUAAGAAUCACAGGUACGAUGUUUGAUGUGACGUUGCCUUUUGAAUACACCGCCAACUUGGACCAUUUAUUCACACAGCACAACCAAAAGUCUUAAUCAGGCUGGGAGUUGGUCCAUGAUUCUGCUCACAGUGUGCUGUGAGAAGUGAAAAUGACAGCUGUAAAAUGUUGAGCUACAGGUAGAUUAAUGAAAACAUUUGCAGUUCAUUCAGCCUAAAGGUCAUAGGUCAGUCUUUGAGAUUAAACUUUGGUGUUUGAGUGUACUGUAGUCUAUCUGAGCUGUAUGUGCCUUCUGUGAGCAUGGUCUACCAAAAGGCCCUGUCUAUUUUUGAUAUUGUAAUGUAGCUUUUAUGUACGUUGUCUGAGCACAAUCGUAUUGACUCAUUACUGUAGCUUGCCAAACGUUAUUCUGGGGGUCUUUUUAUUAGUAGUAGUUUCACCAGCAACAUAUUGUAGUUAACUGUCAGCUGGAUAUAAUCGGGCCUUAGUGUCUUGACAUGAGAAUGUCCAUGCCAGAACAACAGAAGCACACAAAUAUUCUUGUUUUUUUUUGUACUACGUUUCUUUCUCUGGGCUCAACUAGUGUGUGUUUGUACAAAUAAAACCUCUGUUUAUCUGCAGUAGCAAGAAAUGUUUUCAUUGUUGCUCCACAUGUUGUCAUGUUAUGAACUGUACUCUUAUUAAACAACAUGGGACCUGAAUGUUGCAGUAUAAUGUAUAUUUCUGUGUCUCAUCGGGUACCAAAUGUGUAUUUGUGUGAUAAGAGCUUGCUUUGUUCACUGUUUUUAUUUAUUGUAUUUUGAACGUUGGACAAACCAACCGGCAAGAUUUUUCAGCACAGGAAAGUCUUGUUUGGCCAGACUUGAGGCAGGUGUGUGUGCUCUGUGUGUGUUUUUAUUUGAAUAAAGGCGAGUUCAGAUUAUG
Molecule: messenger RNA, 5069 nt
Organism: Scomber scombrus (Atlantic mackerel)
Lineage: Eukaryota; Metazoa; Chordata; Actinopteri; Scombriformes; Scombridae
Product: Y+L amino acid transporter 2-like
Exons: 12
Coding region: 366-1838 (490 amino acids)
Biological process (GO): amino acid transmembrane transport
Cellular component (GO): membrane
Molecular function (GO): basic amino acid transmembrane transporter activity; L-amino acid transmembrane transporter activity
Source: RefSeq, a predicted model, not a curated record